Molecule: messenger RNA, 918 nt
Organism: Alternaria conjuncta
Lineage: Eukaryota; Fungi; Ascomycota; Dothideomycetes; Pleosporales; Pleosporaceae
Exons: 4
Coding region: 1-918 (305 amino acids)
Source: RefSeq, a predicted model, not a curated record
AUGGAGAAGUCUGCGGGCCAGGCUCGCAUCUUUGACAGCAACGAGCGGACUAUCCUCAGUAAAGCAGUCGUCAAGCAUGGUUGUGCUGGCUGGAACGGUGUCACCCCGCAUCAAACCCAUACCAGAACAUGUGAUCUCGAAGUACCUCGUGGCCAUGGUACCGUGAAGUGUGGGAAAUACUUCGAAGUCAGAUACUUUCUAAAUGUCAUCGUUACCAGUGGACACACAAAGCUCGUCACCGUCCAACUACCGAUCGUACUCAUCCACAUGAAUUCUCUCGACGUGGUCCCCAACUCCGUCGCCCAAGUCGCCAUGGCCAUCGAAGAAAAGCGUACAGCCCGCCACUCUCCACCUCGCCUCGGUCGCCGCCCAUCUCAAUCCGUCCAAGGCCGCGCCUUCGCAGCACCGCGCAUGCAAUCCCUAGAACGCAUGCGCGCACGCGACGAAGCCAUCCAAGAACUUGGUCAAGCCCUCGAGCAAAGCCCGCGCAAAUAUGGUCUCCGCCGCGCGAACUCCAACUUCGACUACCACACCCCGCCUUCCAACCGUAAAGGCAGAAUCCUAGGCGAUGGCGAAGCAGCAGACCUCCAAGACCGUCUGCGUCGUGUAAGAUCGAACGAGACGAUUGGCUCGAGGCCUCCGACUCUUCACCGUGUCAACUCUACGCGAUCGAGAAUAGGCGCUGCAUCGGCGUUUGGAUUCCGAGAAGCAGAGGUUCGAGAGGACAUUGAACUUGGGGGACUGGGCGCAUCGGGUGAUGGGCCAUUGAAAGAGAGGUUGGAGAGAACUAGUGAUCGGCAGUAUCGCUUCAGCAAGAAGAAGAGUGUGGAGAAGUGGAAGGGCGUGGCGAAUGUGGGGGUUGGGUGGUUGAAAGGGAAUGGGGUUAAAGAUGAGAGGGAGAGGGAGGGAUGGGUGUGA